CUGGCGUCUGGCGGCAGUUCGGAGCGAGACGCCGACACGAUAUACGAUGAGUAUUUUCAUCCCGGACUUCUCGGGCUCCGGGACGCGACUGAAAUUGUCGGUACGCCGUGUUCCACGUCGCCAUCGAACGUAGAUGGUCGCGCGGGUAUCCGCUUCUCCGAGAAAAUCGUAACAGGGAGGUUGUCGCGCGGCGAACAUCGUCGUCGUGGAGAACGUGUCGAGAACGUGCCGGCUGCUGAUGUGGAGGUGCGCGUAACAGGUCCUUGCGUAUCCUUUCGAGUGGCGACCGGCGGCAACCGACGACCGGCCUCCAGCAGCCGCUUUUUAGUGUCCGGCGUGACCACGUGACCGGAACGGACGAAGGUCCCUUACGGGGAAAGGUCCGAAAGUGCGUACGAGAAAAAUUCGUCUCGGACUCGGAGCUUGAGGAUCGCCAAAAUCGUCUCCUGAAAUUUCUCAAAGAAUAAAUACACGUACACGAGCGUUUAAAAAGACACGAGAACAAGGCUCGCCCGCAAAUAUUAGAGUGAAUAGUAAGUUCCAGGUAUACCGAGCAUCCCUUAGGGCUUGUAUUCCUCCCAUUCCUCUCAAUCCUUCGUUCGGCACAUUCAUCCGACAGUGGUCGCAGCAACAGCAGCAGCAGCCGGUAUACACACAUAUCCAUACGUGUGCACACACGGACAAUCCGAAGAAGAAAGCGCGUCCGGUUCGCGUUUCAUCUUGCGUAGUUUUCCUCGAGAUACCUGAAGACUUAAAGGAGUAGUGAUAGCAUUUUCGCUGAUGAAUCCCUCUCAAACUUGAGGAAUAAGAUCAGCUGUGGCUAGAAGAAGAGGUCCCGGGAUGACGUGAUACACCGAACGAGAGAGGAAUGCCAGUGCGUUGACGAGGACGGUCCUCUUUCUCUGGCGGGGAUCAUCAACAAAAGUCGCGGGAUGCGAUCCGAGCACCGGGAUGUCGUCCGGACGGGUUUGAACAGCUGGCGAUCGACCAGGCUGCUCUGACGAUCACCGUGAUCACGAUCGACUCGUCUCUCCGUGUUUCCCAUUCGAACUGUAGAUUGAGAAGGACGCGGUCAAGUGGGGCGACGUGCAGCGUCGUCCAAUUGACAAUCAAAAAGGUAUCGGAGGGACUGACAACAUGACGAUUCAGAGCUGCUCAUCGAGGUGCGCCAAACGUGCCUUCGUCUUCGUAUUUGCCUGGGGCCUGCUGAUGAUAGCGGCGGUACAGUUCCGCCACUUGGAAAACAGGGCAUUGCGCCAGGAUGGCGGCCCGACAGCCGAGGAAGGCAACCUGGAAAUGGAAGGCACCGGCAACGAUCGGGGCGCAAAUCGUGGUGCCGCAGGUCUGUCUCGAUAUCUCCUACAGAGGUCAUCUCUGAGUGAUCCAUCCAACUCCGGCGGCAAUGGUGCCCUAUUAACCACCCUGACCACCAUCAGAAACCGCCUGGAGGCGACGAAGAACCCGCUCGAACUGGAACCAUUGUUGGACAAAAGGCCAGCCAAGACAGAGCAACAGCUCAUCGAGGAGAUCGCUGAGAGAAUACCGAGUUUACCACUGGGCGAUUGGACGAAGAACAGUAAGCUGAACCUGAAACGGGGCAACGACAGCUGCGCAAAAUACCCGCAGAUCUACGAUCUGGAGUUCAAUAAUAUCUACUGGCAAACACUGCGCACCAGCAAUGGCACGUUCCAAUUUUUCGGCGCGUUCUACGACAAUCGGAAGCUAUCGAAGAUCGGACCGGCAGUGAGAAUUGUCGGCAUGAUUGACCGGAUAGAGCCCACUGUGAAGACAUAUUGCCAACUGUGGUAUGAUGGCGAAAACCAACCCAAGAUCGUGGAGACUCUUGAGUACAAGUACAUCUGGUAUCCCAAGUGGGGCAAUUACAAGCAGGGCAUCUAUCAGCCGUAUGUGAUAGCGUGCAGGCUGCCGCCACAAACGGCUGGGAAGCCACCGUCAUCGAUUUCCAUGGUGGAGAAGCGUUGCGACACGGCCAGCAACAACCUCCGGGUGAUCUACAACAAGCCCAAGCGCAAGAAAGACUUUGCAGUGUGCGUAAAAGGCUUGGACUUUUUACACGAGGAUCUGUCGGUGCGACUGGUUGAGUGGAUCGAGCUGAUCAGUCUGCUGGGCGCUGACAAGAUCUACUUCUACGAGUUGCAGGUCCACCCGAACGUAACUAAGGUGCUGCAGCACUAUCAGAAUUUAGGUAUGGUACACGUGACGCCAUUGACCCUGCCGGGUGGGCAGCCGAACGUGCCAGCUUUCCAGCACAUGUACCUCACGAAGAAGACCAAUCACAAGCGGCAGAAUGAACUGAUACCCUACAACGACUGCUUGUACAAGCACAUGUAUGAGUACGAGUACAUCGCGCUGCUGGACGUCGACGAAGUGAUCAUGCCCGUGAAGGACGCGACCUGGCAAGAACUGAUGCGCCGGGUGCUGCCCAAGGCCCUGAAGAUACGAAACGAAACCCGUGCCUCGUACAACGUCAGAAACGUUUACUUCCUUGACGACCUACUGCACUCUCACGGUUACUUCAAGGACAUACCUAAGUACAUGCACAUGCUGCAGCACGUGUAUCGCUCAAAGAACUUCACGAAGCCGAACCAGUACAUCAAGUGCUUCCACAACCCGGAACGAGUAGUCACCCUACACAAUCACUUUCCGUUGGCAUGUCUAAGUGCCGGAUGCACUAGCUACCCCAUCGAGACCGAGGACGCGCAGCUGCAGCACUACCGCGCCGAUUGCGUUCGCUCGCUGAAGAAGACCUGCGUGGAGUACCGGGAGAACAGUGUGGUAGACAUGACAAUAUGGCGUUACAAGGACAAACUGAUCAGUAGGGUUACUAACUCACUGAAGACGCUUGGCUUCUUCGGCCCAAGAUAGCGGUAAAGAUUGAUUUCUCCGUUUUCCUACUCGUUUCUCAUACACGGUUCUCACGACGAAAAGGACGAAAAGGGCUGUGCGCGGGACAACGAGACGUAAAUUUGUCAGCGGGGGAUAAUUGCUGGUGCCACUUGAUCGGAGACCUAACAGAAGACAUAAUCAAGAUGAGUAACCGGCAGAUUCAUUUCUAGUGACAUCUCUAGUGUAAUAUCGCAUUUCAAUCACUCGUGAGAAGAACUUGCUCUUCUUGGUCGGUGAUUUUCGUUUGUCUACAAUAUUCCCGACCUGGAAAGACUAUGAAAUAUAUAGAAUUUAGAUGAAGAUGAAUGAGAGAUGAAGAACAAACAACGUAGAGCUUGACAACGCAAAGAUUUGCAAUGAUCAUUGCGAAUCUCGUAAAACUCAGUACGCUGCCUAAAUUAACAAACGACAAAAACAUAGUUUGUAUGGAAAUCAAGUUUUCGCAAUUCACUACAGUUCGCUAUACAUAGUAGAGUCCUCGUCUAUGUCAACGAAUCGAUUCGGAAAGCACUGAAUGAAUCCAUAUUCUAGUAAAUUGCAGCCGAAUAAAACCGCGAGUAGUUUACCUAGCGAGUAGAAACCAUUACGCUCAAUUUAUGCGAGUCCCAUUAACACGGUAGUUUUCGGGCAGCCGCGAAAUGGGAGUUAUCUCUAGGCCGAGCGUAAUUGCGGUUUGAUUUGUAUCGACAAUUGACCGAGCAACGAAUCGCAAAUUUUCGUUGAUCUAAGUGACAAUCUGAUCGCAAGCAAUCGAAUUACGUUGUGGAGAAAAAUGCAGUAUUCUCUCUCUUUUCCUUUUGUAAAUAAUUCCUCCCACGUAUGCUCAAUGUAUAAUACUGAGUCUACGAUUGACCGACAGCCAUAGCGGUGACACGGUGAAUAAGCGCAACGAAUCGAUAAAUGCGCUGUGAUGCAUUUGCAUGUAGUUUAAAAUUUGACAAAAUCAAGAACUGUGAAUCUAAAGUGAUACUUUAAUAAAAAGCAUGUCGAAGCUUAUAUGACGGAGAAAUACGAUAAACAAAUUACGUUAAAUACAUUAUAUUACGUCGAAAACACUUGAAUGUAUGUGACAAGGUGUACGGAACUUUUUCUUUUUAACGUGAUUCCUGAAAAAUGUUGUUUUCUGGGGAAUGGUAGUUGAAAAUUUAUCGUCAUAUACCGUUCCAACGACUGAAAUGCUGUGAGGGUAUAAAUACUGGUAUUAAUUAAGAUUAUUUUUAAUGAAUCUUCUACAUUCGCGAAGCGGUUCCUCGCGGAUUUGCGAGAGAGAAAUUAAAUAUUGCCCCGAAUUGUGAUGAUACACGCGAGAAAAUGGAAAACAAAAGUAAAGUAGUAAUCAAGUAAAGUGUAUCCAUAUGAUAAAACAAUUAUGUAUAAAUCUUAUUUUGUAUGUCAGUUCUUGCAUUUUUAUUUAUUUUUUUUAUUUAGAAUAAUACAUCCAAUACUAAUCCUUGUUUGAUUCAUAUUUGGAAUAUCGUUCAUAUCGUAAUUUGUUCAUUUGCUAUUCCGAUAUUCCAAGUAUUCGCGUGUUUUUCGCAAUAUAUUUCACUUUUAUCAACCGCUUCGCGAUUUCUUUCGAAGAACUACCUUUCCUUAUGGUGAACCUCGAUCGCUUUCUGCACGAUGGGAAUCGUUUUUUUACGACUUGACGUAAGCAUCGCUCGUAAAAGUGAGAAGGCGAUUCACGUUGCACCAUGAGACAAUCAAUACAAAGGGGACCAUUGUAGAUAAGAGACGAAUACGCAUGACGUUAUUGGUCUACGCGCGAAGAUAAAGUAGCAUUGUGUUCUUUUAGAGCGAAUAUACGCCACUUUUUCAAGUAAAAAUAUCGGUCAAUGGAUGCAGUAAUGUCUUUUUUCUUAUAAAGAGAAUGUCACGAGUAUCUGGCCUCGAGUUGGUUCUUUUUCAUAUAUAUUUUUAAACAAGAAGAAUUCAUCCUUUGACAACUGAUAUUGAAGCACGUAUAAAAAAUACAUAUCUCUAUUAUUCAUAUUUAACAACAUAUUUGAAAAAGAACCAAAUCGACGCCGGUAAUCAUCCCUUGUUGCUUAGCUUAGCAAUUAUUAAGAACGUUUAUUAAUCAUUCGUAAGAGCUGAUCAACGUAUACAUUAUUAAGGAAAGAGUCAUUCUUUAAAUUUGGCCGGUGAGAAAACCAGACUGAAUUUCUCGCGUGACCAAUAUGCGUGCUUUACAGAACGAACAUCCUUCGUUUGUUGUAUAAUCCUCUGUAAAUAUAUGUUCAAAGAGUCUGUCUGAAAAACAAUAAAUAAUGAUAAGAAAA
Messenger RNA from Ooceraea biroi (clonal raider ant), 5189 nucleotides. RefSeq lists its product as uncharacterized. Lineage: Eukaryota; Metazoa; Arthropoda; Insecta; Hymenoptera; Formicidae. The record is from RefSeq and is a predicted model, not a curated record. Gene Ontology annotation, molecular function: glycosyltransferase activity. Gene Ontology annotation, cellular component: cytoplasm.